Molecule: messenger RNA, 978 nt
Organism: Canariomyces notabilis
Lineage: Eukaryota; Fungi; Ascomycota; Sordariomycetes; Sordariales; Chaetomiaceae
Exons: 3
Coding region: 290-790 (166 amino acids)
Source: RefSeq, a predicted model, not a curated record
AUUCCCAGAAGACUGGCCUGUCCCAAUCGGUGCCGAUGUUCUGAUCCGAGCUUCAGCUUGAGGCUGGCUUGGACAAUACCAUGCUUAUGAAUCUACACUAUGACUACCGUAUAUUUGACCGGUAGUACAGUAGUGUAGGUCCCAACGAGCUGGUGCCCCUGUCCUCCCCCUUUCCACGCCUCGUCCCCUCGCGUAUCAGUGGACGCAAUUAACGUUACUCACCGGGUUCCAGCCCCUAGGAUUCUUUCCCGAAGAGGCUUCUCCAGCCCAAAGCUCACCGCCCAGAGCCAUGAGGCGACAGGGGGUUGAGCGCCGGACUGGUGGGGCUCUAAUAUCACUUCCCGAUCGCUCUGGGACGGGUACUGUUGCCCCUGCGAGGAAACAGGUAUGGGAAACAGUGACGCGGCCCAGUGCAGUUAUGUUCGCAGCCCUCAGUCCGUCCCAGAACGCUUGUCCGGGACGCCCCGCGAGUGCCAACCGCAAACCCGAGAAGAUGCCUAGAAGCUGCGUCUCGGCAGUACGGAUAAGUGGGAGCACCGCCUUCUGUAGUACACUUCCGCCGGGGACUGAGAGAGCCCGUGUGUUUUCGAAUGGGGACGCACAACGACGCAUUUCACUUCGUCCGGAUCCGUCGCCACCACUACCCCAUUGGCAAAGCGUCAAACCUGUCAAAGCUGUCAAACCUCGUCUCCCUCACGGCAGAUACCGCACUCUGGUAGUCUGUUUGAUGAUGGCCGUCGGCGUCCAUCGCUGCUAUACCCGUUGCCGACCUGGUUAUGCAGUCUGCUAGCCGAUUUAGUGUACCGUCGAGCCUAGCGAGGUGUCCUUGGGUCCUCUAAUCUCGCCUUCCCUGAUUCGUGUGUUUCCCGGGCUGUCCAAUCUGCGUUGUCCAUCAUCUUCCGGUAUCACCGCAGCAGCUACAGGCCUCUUGACCUUAGGGCCAAGCUGCCUGAGUUUCGUCCAAAGGCACCACAAGGC